CUUUCUGCAGAGGGCGUGUUGUGAGGGUGCCCAAAGGUCCUCUUAUUCGAGUCACGGGCACGGAGGUGGUGAUCCCUUGCAGCGUUAGUGACUACGAUGGACCCAGUGAACAGAACUUUGACUGGGAGUUCUCCCGGGAGACUGACUUUGUGCGGAUAGUGAGUACCUGGGAUCCUACAUUCACCUCUGAGGAGUACCAAAAACGCGUGGGCCUCGGGGAUAUCAAACUGAGACGGAGCAGCAACGAUGCUGUGGAACUUGUGAUUAGAAACAUCCAGCCAACUGACCAAGGGAGAUACAAAUGUUCCACGCCCAGCACUGAUGCCACCGUUCAGGGAAAUUACGAUGCAGAGGUCCAAGUGAAAGUGAUUUCGGAUGGCUUAUCAGUCAGUGGUUCAAAAGCACGUUCCUCGACGUCUCUCAGGCUGUCUGAGGGCGACUCCUUCAAGUUGCGCUGCUCAGCAGUUACCACCUCACCAGAGCACACUCACCUGCAUGUGACUUGGCAGAUCAAAAGUGGAUCGACUUGGCGGGACAUCCUAUCUUUGACUCAUGAGGGCAAAUUCCAGCCGGGUCCUGGCUAUGAAGAGCGCUACCGUAAUGGAGAUAUCCGCUUGGACACAGGAGCGAAUGACACGUAUCGGUUAUCUGUAUCCCAGGCCUCGUCGGUGGAUGCGGGUGCCUACAGAUGUCUUGUGAGUGAGUGGGUGAGAGGGGCAGACAGCUCGUGGCAGAAGAUUCAGGAGAAGAGCGUGGAGAUAGGAAGUGUGGCGGUCCAGCGGACUGCUCUAGAUGUGAUCAUCUCCACGAGCAACAUGUCUGUGACUGAAAGAGACUCCCUGGAUCUUACAUGCAACAUCACAACAGACAGGAGUGGUAUUUUCCAAGCGGAGGUGACAUGGUAUUUUUCUGCCUCACCUGAUGAUACCUUGUCAGAUGCUCAGGUUUUGCUGAGCAUGGACCGCGAUUCUGUCGUCAGUGACUCGACUCUCAUCAGCCUAAGCCAUGUAGAUAGGAACUCCUACCGCCUGUUGGUACGUGACAUGGAUGUGGAAGACUCUGGCUACUACUUCUGCCAAGCAGCUGUCUGGGUACCACUGCACAACGGGAGCUGGCAAAAGGUGGUGGAGAGGACAUCUACACCGGUCAGUGUGGUGGUGGCAGCAUUAGAGCCAGACUAUGAAGUGUUUCUAAAUGCCUCUAAAACACCCAAGUUUUCAGAUGACCCCACCGAGCUCAACUGCAGGAUCACAAACGCACAGGACACCAAAGCAAACAUCCGCUUCGCAGUUUCCUGGUACUACAGGCAGCGCCUGCGCAGCGACGAUGUGGUGACAGAGGAACUCCUGGCCACGAUGGAUGCAGACUGGACUCUGCUGCUUGGGGACAGGAGCAGAGAGCGGACUCAGAAUGGGGAAAUAAUCUUCUCCAAAAAGGCUGCUGACACCUUCAGUUUACGAAUCCAAUGGACUUCAGAAAGUGACAGAGGGGAUUAUUUCUGUGUCAUCUCUGCAUGGAGUAGGCACCGCAACAACAGCUGGGUAAAGAGCAAAGAUGUGACUUCUGCAUCUGUCGGCAUUUUCUGGGCUACACAAGAUUACACGCUUACAGUGGAGGCGGUGAAAUUGAAGCCAUUCUUUGUCGCGGGCCACACCUUUGAGAUGACAUGCAAAGUGUCUUCAAAAAACAUCAAGACGCCACGCUAUUCUGUCCUCAUUACAGCUGAGAAGCCACUAGCGGAUCAGUCCAAUCCCAAUGGAACCACUCGCAUAAUCUCCUUGAACCAGGAUUCAGUAGUGCGGCUGGAAGACUGGACGGAUCAGACCCGUGUGGACGGUGUGGUGCUGGAGAAGGUCCAGGAGAAUGAGUUCCGUUACAGGAUGUACCAGACCCAGAUUUCUGAUGCUGGGCUGUAUCGCUGUGUGGUGACUGCCUGGUCUCCAGGUGGUGGUGGCAUGUGGCGAGAAGCAGUGAACGGUUUAUCCAACCCUAUCCAGAUAGCCUUCCAGACGUCAG
Messenger RNA from Eurypyga helias (sunbittern), 2016 nucleotides. Its product is annotated as prostaglandin F2 receptor negative regulator-like. The transcript has 5 exons. The annotation marks the transcript as partial. The record is from RefSeq and is a predicted model, not a curated record. Lineage: Eukaryota; Metazoa; Chordata; Aves; Eurypygiformes; Eurypygidae.